Molecule: messenger RNA, 989 nt
Organism: Bursaphelenchus xylophilus (pine wood nematode)
Lineage: Eukaryota; Metazoa; Nematoda; Chromadorea; Rhabditida; Aphelenchoididae
Source: the annotation of a GenBank genome assembly
AUGGGUUUCCAAAGGCCCGAACGAGUGUCGUUCGGCAUGUCCGAGAUGUUCACCAGCAGAAUUCCGCGCUACUGCCGACGGAAAACAUCGAGAUCCACUGAUUUGAGCACUUCAUCCACAAAUUCCUUCUCUUCCGCCGAUUCCCACAAUGAAUUCCAUCGACGUUUCGAGAGGAUCGUAUUGUCUUCACAGAACAUGAUUUCCUAUAAGACGCAAUAUUGCCGCUCAUUCAGAGAGAACGGAGAUUGCGCAUACGGCGGAAAUUGUCGAUUUGCCCAUGGGGAAGAUGAACUGAGAAUUCAAAGUGUAUGUUUAAUAAUUUUGUACGUUGUUUUUGGUUUUAGGACUCGUCUUUGAUUUAGCUGCGAUAUGCCAGAUGUUUUGUUUGUCGUUAUCACCAAUUUUUGGCAUUUUUUUCACAUUUUUUAAUGAUGGUAUCUAUAGGAGAUUUGUUGAAUUUUAUUAAAAUUUACCAUUUUUGGCCUAUGUGGUUUUGCAACACUUUUAAUGAGUUUCGAAGAAGCUCGUAAAUGUAAAAUCCUUGAAAUUCAUGGCGUCCGACUUGCUUAAAAACAUUAUUUUAAGGCUCAGUUCCAUCCGAAAUACAAGACGCGGCAAUGUCGCAAUUAUUUGACAAAAGGACAUUGUCAUUAUGGAAUAAAUUGUCAGUUCAUCCACGACGAAACAAUAGAACAAAUCAGUUUGUGGAGAAGGAACGCAUUUUCACACAGUGGACUUAGCAAGGACAACAUGGAUGAAGCCAAAUUGCAGGAACGAACCAAACUCUUCGUCUCAGUCAUGGAUGAAUUGCAGCCAAUAUUCAGCAAUGGGUGGGUGUUUUACGAGUUUUGUUUGCUUUUUAGACAAUGAGGAUGAAUAUGCAUCUAGAUGAGUAAUAUUGCUAUUUUAGUCUCAGAACCAUGGAUAUUGGACUUCGAGAAGAUCCCUUCCUAAAAUUGAAGUGGAACAAGAAUGUGCCACAUGCCUGA